Messenger RNA from Lodderomyces margitis, 1170 nucleotides. RefSeq names its product pyruvate dehydrogenase (acetyl-transferring) subunit E1 beta (gene PDB1). The record is from RefSeq and is a predicted model, not a curated record. The transcript has a single exon. NCBI's taxonomy places the organism in Eukaryota, Fungi, Ascomycota, Pichiomycetes, Serinales, Debaryomycetaceae. Gene Ontology annotation, molecular function: pyruvate dehydrogenase (acetyl-transferring) activity. Gene Ontology annotation, biological process: pyruvate decarboxylation to acetyl-CoA. The coding region runs from base 1 to 1170 and encodes 389 amino acids.
AUGGCUCCAAUAACAUCUUCAGUCGCAAAGACUGCUCAAUUAGCUGCACAGGCUGUCAAAUACAACAAAACUCCCAUUCACAAGUUGGGUCAAGCGCAAGCAAUGAGAAUGCAAUUCAACAACAACACCUCAAAUAUACUCACUUCAACCCGUAACAACAAUUCCAAAUCUGUCCAACAAGAAAUGACUAUAAGAGACGCCUUAAACUCCGGUUUAGCCGAAGAAUUGGAUCGUGAUGACGAUGUGUUUUUAAUGGGUGAGGAAGUUGGUCAAUACAAUGGUGCUUAUAAAGUAAGUAAAGGUUUAUUAGAUAGAUUUGGUGAAAGAAGAGUCAUUGAUACUCCAAUCACAGAAAUGGGUUUCACUGGAUUAGCUGUUGGUGCUGCUUUCCAUGGAUUGAAACCAGUAUUGGAAUUUAUGACAUUCAAUUUCGCCAUGCAAGCCAUUGAUCAAAUCAUCAAUUCUGCUGCCAAGACCCAUUACAUGAGUGGUGGUAUCCAACCCUGUAACAUUACAUUCAGGGGUCCAAAUGGUGCUGCUGCUGGUGUUGCUGCCCAACAUUCCCAAGAUUACGCAGCUUGGUAUGGUUCAAUUCCAGGUUUGAAAGUUUUGUCGCCAUAUUCGGCAGAAGAUUACAAAGGUUUGAUUAAGGCUUCUAUUAGAGAUCCAAACCCAGUGGUAUUUUUGGAAAAUGAAAUUGCAUACGGUGAAUCAUUCCCAGUUAGUGAAGAAGUACUUUCAUCGGACUUCUUGUUACCAAUUGGUAAAGCCAAGGUUGAAAGAGAAGGUACUGAUAUCACUCUUGUUGGACACUCCAGAGCAGUCAAGUUUGCUAUGGAAGCUGCCGAGAAGUUGAAGCAAGAUUACGAUGUUAGUGCCGAAGUCAUCAACUUGAGAUCGAUUAAACCAUUGGAUGUACCAACCAUUAUUGAAUCCUUGAAAAAGACCAACCAUUUGGUCACUGUUGAAAAUGGUUUCCCUGCAUUUGGUGUUGGAUCAGAAAUCUGUGCUCAAAUUAUGGAAAGCGAAGGUUUUGAUUAUUUGGAUGCUCCUGUUGAAAGAGUCACCGGUUGUGAAGUCCCAACUCCAUAUGCUAAGGAAUUGGAAGACUUUGCAUUCCCAGAUACUGAAACUAUUAUGAGAGCUUCAAGAAAAGUUUUGGGUUUAUAA